AUGACUAUAUCAUUAACCAACGCGUUCACCAAGGCUGUCAAAGUCAAGUAUCCCAUCAUUCAAGCCCCCUGUGCAGGUCAUACUGGAGUCGACUUGGUAGCUGCUGUAAGCAAUGCCGGUGGAUUGGGUUCACUUGCUGCUGGCAUGAUGCCACCCAACGACAUGCGUACCGCCAUUCGAGCCAUUAAGCAAGCAACCACGCAACCAUUUGCUGUCAAUCUCUUUUGCCGCAUGGAGCGUCCACCCACGCAAGAUGAAAUGCAACGCGACUAUCCUGCGUGCGACAAGGUCUUGGAUAGAAUAAGGUCACAGCUUGGUAUCACACGCCCAACGACAUUUACACCACGUUCGCCGCCACUCGACCAACAAAUUGCAGUGAUCAUUGAAGAGCAAGUGCCUGUGGUAUCAUACACCUUUGGAUACCUUCCCGAGGAUGAACAGAAGCGACUUCAGGAUGCAGGUGUCUAUUUGAUUGGUACAGCAACCACUGUCAAGGAAGCUUUGGUGUUGGCUGGUUUAUUGGAAAGCAGUGUCAAGAGGGCGGAUGCUGUUGUUGCACAAGGUCUCGAAGCAGGGGGUCAUCGUGGAUCAUUUCUCAAGGAAGAGGAUGCCAAUGAUGAGAAUCAACGACAAAUGCCAACAGAGGAAUUGGUACCCAAAGUGGUCAAAGCAUUACGUGAACAUCAAAAGGAUCGUCAUGUCCCUGUAUUGGCAGCGGGUGGAUUAAGUACAGGCACCGAUAUUGCCAAGGCUCUUCACAAAUGGCAGGCGGAUGGUGCAGCUGCCGGUACAUUGUUCAUGCUCACCACUGAAUCAACCACUCCAGCCGCUCAUCGCAAGGUCCUACUUGAAUCAAAGAAUGCUCCUCGUAUCACGCGUGGUCUUAGUGGACGAUGGGCUCGUGGAUUUCCCAAUGCGUUUAUGGAUGCUAUUGAUAACGAGGUGCCUGACAGCGACAUCCCAUCUUACGACAUCCAUUCGGCAAGAACAAAGGAUAUCGUGGCUCAUGCUGGCAAAAACAGUAACCCUGAAUACAUGCUACUAUGGUCCGGAUCACAUGCUUCAGAUGCUGCAAAGUACUCCAAUGGUGGUACCGUCUCGGCUGGUGACAUGGUCAACAAGAUUGUGAAGGAUAUCGUCAAUGCCUCUCCUUCAUCUUUGUAG
Lichtheimia ornata is the source of this 1164-nucleotide messenger RNA. RefSeq lists its product as uncharacterized. NCBI's taxonomy places the organism in Eukaryota, Fungi, Mucoromycota, Mucoromycetes, Mucorales, Lichtheimiaceae. Gene Ontology annotation, molecular function: nitronate monooxygenase activity. The transcript has a single exon. Bases 1 to 1164 code for a protein of 387 amino acids. The record is from RefSeq and is a predicted model, not a curated record.